AUGAUAUGGAUAUUAUUGCUACUACCAUUAGCUGCAUCACAUAUCAGACUAACAUAUCCGCCAACUCGUUAUCCAUUCCUGAAUUAUUUCAACGAUAGCAAAAAAAUUCAGCAACCAUGUGGUACUGGUGGUGGUGCUGGUAGUAUAUCUAAAGAUUCAACAGGUAUCGUAACAUGGUUACGAUCUGGUGAAACUGUUAAUAUCACUUGGCUUCAAUCAGGAUCACAUAAUGGAAAUUUGAAAUUGGAGUUAUUGAACGAAAUGAAUCAAAUGAUUGCACUUUUAUCACCAGAUACAAGUGUUAAUACUAACAAUAGAGCUUCGAAAACAAUAAUGUUACCGGAAAAUUACGAAUGUUACAAUUGUGUGAUACGAGCUAUCUGGCAAUCUGUUGAAAUCGGAAAAAAUUAUUCAUCAUAUUAUUCAUGCGCUGAUGUUAACAUUGUUAACGAAAUCCCAGAUGGUGAUACAUGUUUGAGUAAUGGAAAUCGAAAACACGGAAUAUGUGAAUGUGAUGCACAUUCAUUCGGUGAUAAUUGCCAAUAUCAUGAUGAAUGUAUAAAUGACAAAGAUUGCAACAGCCAUGGAAGAUGCAUGACAUUCUCAAAUGAUGUCACAGCAAUAAAACAGUGCUUUUGUCAACGAGGUUAUUUCGGAAGAAUGUGUCAACAUGUAUCACAGAGUUUUACGGAUGAUUCGGAAUUUGUUCCAUCAUUGUAUCAUAUGAAACAGGUUGGAGAGGAUAAUGAUAAAAUUUAUUGGAGGAUAUUACAGAACGAAAUUGAAUUUGUAUUAAAAUUCAAAACUGAUUCUUGGAUUGGUAUUGGUUGGAAACCGAAAAAUUCCAAUGGAUAUUGUCCUUUACCGCACAAUUUUGCAAAUUUACAAGAGAAACCAUUGGAUGAUUUGAUGACUACAUCAUUAACAUCAACAUUAUCAUCGUUAUCAUCAUCAUUAUCAUUAUCAUCAUCGUUAUCAUCAUUCUCACCAUCAUCAUCAUUGUUGACAUCUCAAAUAGCUGCUAAUAAACAAAGUGAAACAAUCACAAAUGAAGUGCUUCCAUCUGAAUUAGCCAGCGAUACUCAAUCACCAGAUAUUCAUAGUGUAAAAAUUAAAAAAAUUUGUAAUGAAAAUGAAGAAUUCUCUCAUUGUCCAGAAUUCACCCGACAAUGUGAAGCAUCUUGUGACUGGACAAGAUUUCCGGAAACAAUUCCAAAUUGCCCGCAUACUUGUGGUACACCAAAAUGCAUCUGUAAAGAAGGCUUUGUUCGAUCAGCAAAUGAUAAUAAUACCUGUGUACCGUUUCAUAUUUGUUCUGAUGAGACUGAAAUAGAAUGUCCAAUUAAUUCAACUUGGGCAAAAUGUGGUAUUGCUUGUGAACCAACAUGUGAAAAUAUGUACGAUACAUCACCAUGUCCAGCAAUUUGUGAUCAACCAGCCUGUACCUGUGCUGAUAAUUAUGUUAGACAUAAGGGAAAUUGCAUCUUUUGGGGUGAUUGUCCAAAUCUCGAGCAACAUUUUGCAUCUGAUUUAUCCACUUCAUCAAAGAAAACAUCUGCAAUGAGUGAAUCAAUUGCCACUGAAAUGAAAUUUAAUCAUGCUAAUAUUGAUCAAUUAGAAAUAACAACUGUAACACCGAUUGUAACAUUAGCUACAACAAAAACAUUAAUUGGUAGUUUAACUUGUGGCAUUAAUGAAACAAUUAGCGAAUGUGGUCGAGCUUGUGAAAUAAGUUGUAACAAUGUGUAUUCUCGAGAAAAAUGUACGCGAUGUUAUCGUCCUGCAUGUGCAUGCAUUCAUGGUUAUGCACGAAUUGAUGAUCGAUGUAUUUAUUGGGCUGAUUGCCCACGUGAAAAUCAUCGUUUAUCAUAUCAUCAUGAUCGGCAACCUAAUCAUUCGUCAAUACUACGAUCAUUGAAAACAUCGAUGACAAAUGGCGCAGAAUAUUUAUCAAAUGGAACAGACUUGAUAAAUUCAUCUCUAAAACUAUCAAAUAGAAAUGGAAAUGAAAUACAUCAGUUGAAUUUAGCUGAUACUACAGCAAUUAUUGAUGAUACAAAUGUUGAAUUACAAAAUAUUUCUAAUCCAAAAUUUACACAUUUAUUAGAAUCUGGAGUUGCUGGUGAUGUUUGUUAUGGUGAUUGGCGUUGGCCACCUGGAUGUCGUGAUUGUGAUUAUCGUAUUUCAUGGAAUUACCUGGAUGAUACUGAUGAGAUUGAAUUUUCAAUUGAAACACGUGCACCAUCAAAUUGGUGGACAGGUGUUGGUUUUUCACCUACCGGUACAAUGGUUGAAGCUGAUAUUAUUAUUGUAAAAAGUCGAAAUGGUGAAUUAUCAUUGCAUGAUAUGUAUAGUACAGAAUAUGGCGUACCACGUGAAGAUAGUAAACAAGAUGUUUACACGCCAACUGUAAUCGGAACACAUGUUAAUGGCGUACUAAGGGUACAAUUUACACGGAAACGUGAUACUGGUGAUCGAAAAGCUGAUCAUCAUUUUUCGGAAACUAAUUGUUACAAAUUUUUAUUUCCAGUUUCUGGUGGACGAUUAGAACCGAAUGGCCAAUUAUCAAAGCAUAUUAAUAUACCGCAUGUAUCAGAGAAUAAAAUUUGCAUUCAGAGUUGUACUGCUCCACAAAAUCUUCAAGCCGUAGGUUCCUGUGAAACCGAAUAUCGUUAUCCGGCUGGUUGCAGUGGUACUGCAUGCGAUUAUAUUGCUAAAUGGGAAUAUAGCAUGGCAAGAAAAGAUGUAAAAUUUGAAAUUUCAUCGAAAGAAUUAGGUCGCUGGACCGGAAUUGGCUUUUCUCGAGAUGGUCAAAUGGCAAACUCUGAUAUAUAUACCGGAUGGGUAUUUGAAGGUAAAGCAUAUGUUACGGAUCGAUUUGCAUAUGGUCGUCAACUUCCAGCAAUUGAUCCGGCUGAUCGUCAAGAUAUUUAUGAAAUUAGUGGUAAAGCAGAGGAUGAUAUUCAGACAAUAUCAUUCCGUCGAAAGGUAUUACCAGCUGAUACAAUUACCGAUUUUCCCCUCAAUAUAUGCUAUUAUUUUUUAUUUCCUAUUGGUGGUGGACGUGUUUUAGCACGGAAAAGUCAAGAUUUUCAAAAUGCUAAAACACCAAUCGGUUAUCAUGACCUUUAUCAACCUAAAAUUUCACGUACGAAAAUUUGCAUAUGUGAUCAGAACGGUGUAUCAAUUGCCUCUGAUGAUGGACCACCGGCAGUUCGAAAUCGUCGUCGAAUAAAUCAAAUGGAAAUGUCAACUCGUUUACGACGACAAUCGCAAGAUCCAUUUGAAAUUCAAAUUGAUCCUUUUUCAGGAAUCGAUAAAGUAUCAGAACAAGAUUUUCCAAUUGAGGAAAAUAUCUCGAAAUUGGAAAAUGGAAAUUUACCAGCUCAUUUAUCAUUUGAAAUCAAACAACCUAUUACUGUGACUGAUACCACUUCAAAUUCAAUCGAUCAUACGAUAACUGACAAAAUUACUGCAUCAGAUGCAUCCGAAAUUAUGGAAUGGAAAUUAAAAUCAGAAUCAAAACUAUCAACUGUUCCAUUUGCUGAUACAACUACUCAUUUAGAUAUAUCUAAAUUGGAAUCAAAAUCAGAAACAAAAUUAGUACCAAAAUCAAUUUCACAGCAAUUAAAGCAAAUAAGAGAUGAAGAAAAAUUGGAUGAAGAUCCAAUGGAUUGUCUUGAUAUAGUGAUAGGAGUGAUAAUUGAUGGCAUAUCACAAGUACGCGAUUAUUAUUCAUUUCCACAAAUUACACCACAAUUAGAUGAAUUUUUUGGUGGAAAAGAUUCAUUAACUUCAGCAACUGCUUAUCAACAAGAUGGCAUUACGACGAUUAUUUUUCGGAAACCAUUAAAAGCAUCUGAUCAAGCUGAUCGAACAAUAUCAUCAGAAGAGACAACCGUAAUUUGGGCAAAAGGUGCAAAAUUUACGCCAUUAUCUGACAAAUCUAUUUCUCAGAAUAUUUUGGAGAAAGCGGCAAAUUCAUUUGUAAAUGAUAAAAGUAAUCGAGGACAAUUGGUUAUCAAUUUCUUUGAUAAUAUGGAUGACGAAUUAAUGGAAUAUCAAAAAUUGAACAAUAAGAAUGAAUGUUUUGGUAAUUUUACAUAUCCCACAAAUUGUAUCAAUGAAAAAUGUAUUUAUACAAUUAAUUGGUGGACUGAUGGGAAAAAAAUUUCAUUUUCAUUAGUGGCAUUAAUUUCAAUAAAUUAUUCCACUGGUAUUGGCUUUUCAUAUGAUGGAACAAUAGCACAUUCCGAUAUAAUUGCUAUUAAUGUAUUAAAUGAAGGUAUGAUAAAAGUUUUGGAUAUGUUUUCAUCAAAUUAUAAUCAACCAAAAUUAGAUAAGGAACAAGAUUUAUUCAAUAUUCGAACAUUAUAUGAUCAACAUCGAUUAUAUGCAAAUUUUUCGCGUUAUUUAAUUUCAAAUGAUAAUGAUAAUGAUAUUUCCUUUGAUCAAUGUGUUUAUUUUCUAUAUCCAAUUUAUGGUUAUAUGCUAAAUAUGGAAAUGAAUGAAAUGAAUAAAUAUGAAAAAAAUUUUAUUCCAUCCGAAAUGAAAAUUUGUCCAAUGUUAUGCAUUAAUAAUUUGGCUGUUAAAAAAAUGCCACAAAAUGAACCACUUCAUAAGGCAUCUAUCUUACCGGAAGAAUCAGUUAUUACGGAAAGUGCUACAUUUGAUGUGGUAUUGCGUAUUUUGAAUCGUGAAUGGAAUUCAUAUUUUGUUAAUCGAAAUACUCAAGAAUUUCAUCAAUUAGCUUCGGAUGUAAUUAAUGAAGUUAAUGCAAUGGUAAAAACGAAAUAUCCGCAAAUGCGAGUAAUUGAAAUCAAAAAAUUCAAAAAAGGAAGUAUAUUGGCUUUUAUGACACUUUUCUCAGAAGAUGAUCCUUCACCAAGUGAACAUGAAUUGAAGGAAUAUUUAAAUAAGCAAGCUAAACUACAACCAUCGGAAGGAUUACAUUUGGAAAUAGCAUCAGUGAUCCUAAGAAAAGCAGAAAAAGAUUUAUCAAAUAAAUUAGGCAGAAUUCAAAAUUGGAUUAUUCUAAGUAUCGGCGUCUCAUUAUUUCUUAUUGCCACAUUUCUUGUUUGUUGCAUUAUUAGUCGUUCACGAAAGGUGCGAUCGGAUAAUUUUAAUAAUUACAAUGUACAUUAUCCAAUGAAUGGUUAUGGCUGCAAUAAUACUCUUGCUGUUUCACCGAUGAAUAGCAAAAAAAGUGGUUUCGAGAAUGCAGCAUAUCAUGCGACACAUAGUAGACAAUUUUCACAAGCAACAACAGCUUCACAAAAUGGUACCACUAGCAAAAGUUCACCAAAUACAUUGGAAGAAAUUCCAAAAGGUGUUGGUGAAACUACCUAUCAAGAGUGGUUCUCGAAGGUUGCUUCAAAACCUGGUGCACAACAACAUGAAGAAAUAUCAUCACCGUCUGUACGGCAUCCAAUUUCUCGUCGUUCAUUUAGUGGACCAUCUUAUAUGUCACAUACUCAGGAUGCUAAUAAUUUUUAUGGUGAAAUUAGAUUAGGACCACCUGGAUAUUAUCGUCCUUAUUAA
Brugia malayi is the source of this 5541-nucleotide messenger RNA. RefSeq names its product DOMON domain containing protein. The record is from RefSeq and is a predicted model, not a curated record. NCBI's taxonomy places the organism in Eukaryota, Metazoa, Nematoda, Chromadorea, Rhabditida, Onchocercidae. The coding region runs from base 1 to 5541 and encodes 1846 amino acids. The transcript has 35 exons.